AAAUCCCUAUGUGUCGCAAUGCUUGUGUACAAGCACAAUUUCAGUAAAUAAGUAAUCGCGUUGCCGCCGUAUCUUUUGCCGUAUCUUUACUUUGAUAUAAAAGCAAGAUUGGUGGGAUUGUCAUCAGAUACCUAUUUUCUUACGUCUUGCAUUCUCUCUCUUAUUCCCGUUAAAAUAAACGAAGGAUAAGGAAAAAGAUAUGGCCAUGCAAUCCGUGAGACAGAGAUUCUUCAACAUCGUAAGAGAAUCGGACAAAAUAAGAUUCCUGAGUACCCAGCAAGUGAUUGAUCGCGACAACAAGUAUGGUGGUAUACACUUUAAACCGCUGCCGGUUGUUCUUUCUCGUGGGGAAGGAGUUUACCUGUGGGACAUCGAUGGAAAGCGGUAUCUCGAUUUCCUAGCAGGAUUCUCGACUGUCAACCAGGGACACUGUCAUCCGCGUCUGGUGAAAGUUAUGAGGGAUCAGGCCGGAAAGUUGGCGCACACGUCUCGAGCCUUCUACUCAGAACCUCAUGGCGAAUUAGGAGAAUAUCUGACAAAACUCCUAGGAUGGGAUCGGUUUUUACCUAUGAACACAGGUGUCGAAGGUGGUGAUACGGCCGUAAAAUUGGCCAGACGCUGGGGAUAUAGAGUGAAAAAGGUGCCUAAUGGCAAGGCUACUGUUGUGUUUGCCGCAGGAAACUUUUGGGGCCGUUCAAUAGCAGCCUUAUCUGCCUCGACAGAUCCAAACUGUUACACAGAUUUUGGUCCGUAUGUGCCCCUUUUCGAAAAAGUGCCGUACAAUGACCUCGUUGUUCUAGAACAAAAGUUUCAAGAGAAUCCCAAUAUCUGCGCGUUCAUGAUGGAACCCAUUCAAGGCGAAGCCGGCGUCGUUGUGCCGUCUGAUGGUUAUUUGAAACGUGUGAGAGAACUGUGCACAAAGUAUAAUGUUCUAUGGAUCGCCGAUGAAGUACAGACUGGUCUUAGCAGAACUGGUAUGCGUCUGGCAGUUGAUCACGAAGGCUGCAGGCCGGAUAUUCUCAUUUUGGGGAAAGCACUCUCCGGUGGGAUGUAUCCAGUUUCCGGUGUCCUAGCGGAUGAUCAGAUAAUGCUCUGUUUAGAAACAGGUUCGCAUGGAAGCACUUUCGGUGGGAGUCCACUUGGAAACAGAGUUGCUUUAGAGGCAGUUAAAAUUCUGGAAGAGGAGAAUCUAGCGGAGAACGCAAAAAAACUCGGAAAAAUUCUAAAGGAAGAACUGGAAAAACUGCCGAAAGACAUCGCGACGGAAUUUCGUGGACGCGGUCUUCUAGCUGGUCUCGUGAUAAACAAAGAAUUCGCCGAGGGUUGGGACAUCUGCCUAAAGUUGAGAGACGCUGGAUUGCUGUCUAGACCCGCGCAUGGGCAAAUCAUCAGAAUAUCGCCUCCUUUAACAAUUACAGAGGAACAAUUACGAGAAGGAAUAAACAUUCUCACUACGGUCCUCAAAAAUUAUAAAUAAAGGGAUUUAAAAUUUUACCAAGAUUGUAUGACAAACCUAUUUUUUUAUGAUAAAAUAGAUUACUUUUUAUCGCAUUA
Molecule: messenger RNA, 1554 nt
Organism: Solenopsis invicta (red fire ant)
Lineage: Eukaryota; Metazoa; Arthropoda; Insecta; Hymenoptera; Formicidae
Product: ornithine aminotransferase, mitochondrial
Exons: 6
Coding region: 200-1477 (425 amino acids)
Cellular component (GO): cytoplasm
Molecular function (GO): identical protein binding; pyridoxal phosphate binding; L-ornithine transaminase activity
Source: RefSeq, a predicted model, not a curated record